CAGCGGCGGUGAGUGCGGGACGGGGAUGGGGAGAGGGUUUUGCCCCCCCUUGCCGGGCUGCCCUCGGAGGGAGGGGAGCCCCGCGGCUGCUGUGGGGUGCGGGGGGCUCGGCGCUUUGUCCCGCUGUCCCCCGGCGGCGAACAAAGCGGCUGCGGGGCACCGGGGAGGUGGCUCCGUUUGAUCCCGUUUCCCUUUGCCCCUGGGGGUGAGGUACCUGGCGGAGGGGAUGGAGGGAGGGAGGAGGAGGACGGGGUCUUUGUCUGUGCCGCUUUGUUGGCAGCAGCGGCAGCUGCCGUGCCCGGCCCUGCCCGCGGUCCCUCGGCUUCUCCCCACGCCUCGGAGCUGCCCGGGGUUUUAUUUUUCCCCCCCGUGGGCAGACGGGCGGUGCUCGCACAAAGCCCUAAGGGAUGGUCCCUCGGCACCGAGUGCUCCUCUGGUCCCCGUGUCACCGGCACCACGCCCGCCCGGACAGCCCUCGGCAUCCCCGGGCACCAGGGAGCACCCCUUGUUUUUGGGGUGCACGCUUCAUCUUUGGGGUGAACCCUUCAUCUUCGGGGUGCACGGUCCCUCUCUCCCGGUUUUGCCGGGUCUCCUCUCUGCUGAGCUCCUCGGCUUGUUUCCUUCCCUAAAUCCCAGUGGGUCCCCAGAGGUAAGGUGUUAACAGGGGAAAGGUGUGGUGGAGCCGAGCGGGAUGGCAAACAAGAGGACAGCCUUGCUCUCCCACAGCAAGAGGAAGCGAUGCGGGAGGAAAAGAAGUUAUCAGAAGAACGUGUAGGAGUGCUUACCUGCCCUGUCAAAGGGAGGGAGAGGCUGAGCUAGGAGAGUGACAGAGGAGGUCAAAAUUUAUCUGGUUCACUUAAAUUAGCUUUGAUUUAACCAUCGUGUAGAAGACAAAUAUGAUGCCAAACAGAAGUAACAUCUCCUCCUUUCAGAAUGUUGGAUCAGAUUCCAGUAAGAUUAUGGCAGAGUAUAGCCACACACAAAACCAGAUGGAAUUACAAAAUACUAGUUUGGGAAAGGGUUCUGUGGCGAAUUCCCUUGAAAAUGGUCUCCAGGAUAUUAUGGAAAACCUCAACACGAAGAAAUAUUCAUCAAGUCUCAAAUUUAAAACAAACGGGGACUAUGCUGGUUCUUAUUUAACCCUUUCACAACCUGUGGCAGUUAAACCCAAUCCUUCCACCAGUGUUAAAAACACGCACUCUGUUACCAAAAUUCAGGGAGGCAAGCUGUUCCCUUGCGAAAGCCCAUAUCUUCCAGAUAAAAGCUUCUCUGUAAAGCAUUUGAGCUCUGUAUCGGGCACAUCUCCAUCCCUCAGUGGGUACAGUUUAGGAAGGACAGACUUUGAUAUUCAUGCCAACAGAGAAAAUGAAAAAUCUCUUGGGCACAUGGAUAAGUUUUACUACUCAAAGUAUAGCCAGAAAAACAAAUCAUAUGACAAUGUCUACUUCCCAGGAAUGCUGGACACGAAGAAGAUCUCGGGCUCUCUUCUCACAAUGUGGAAUGGCAGCUCAGGGAGCGAGCUGAUGCUUUCCCCUGUUAGCAAUUCAGGGGCAGCCAGCAUGCCUUCAAGCCCAAAGCAAGGCAGGAGGAUGAAUAUUGAAGACGGCCUAGCCCUUCAUGCAAAGCCAGUUAAACACAAGGAUGUGAUGAUGGAGACUCUGGGUUCGCGACCUAGGAAAUACUCUGGUGGAUCUCUAAGUCAUAUGGGAAUGUACAGCCGUUCCCUACCCAGGCUUCAUAAAUCAACAGAAAGCCAGCUGAUGCCAUUAAGUUUGCCCCCAAGAAACUCUCUGGGUAAUACUAAAAGGAAAAAACUUGGAGAAAAGGAUCUACCUCAGAAUGCUUUAGAUGCUGACAAUUACCUGAAUUUUUCUUCGUGCAGCUCAGGGGUUUCACCACAUGCAAGUUCUGUUUCUGGGAAUAAUCCCUAUGUUAGUUCGACUCUUAGUGUUCCUGCAAGCCCUCGAAUCGCUAAAAAAAUGCUUUUAGCAUCUUCUUCCUCGUUUAUUCCAGAUGAUUUUGAUAGACUUGGACUCUCAGGAACAAGUCCCAGUAGUUCGUUCUCCCCUGUGGAUUUUGACAGAUCGUUCUCUGUCAGAAGAAACCUCUCCACCAGUUCCAUGGAAUUUGAUGACACUGAUUUGGAAAGUUACAGACAGACGCCAAACUCGCUGCAGACUUCUGUGAGAGAGCGGAAGAACAGCAUCAGCUCCAUUUCGGGGAGAGAAGACCUCAUGGACUACCACAGGAGGCAGAGGGAGGAGCGGCUUCGGGAGCAGGAGAUGGAACGCCUGGAACGACAGCGGCUGGAGACGAUCCUCAAUUUGUGUGCAGAAUACUCCAAAUCUGACAGCGAUGCCGCUGCAACUACGACAGUUGCCGAUGUUCAAAAAAUUAACAAAGAACUUGAAAAGCUUCAGCUAUCAGAUGAGGACUCAGUGUUCGAAGACUCGCAGAUGAAUCUGGAAACGAGGUUUAGAAACCACUUGAAAUCAUCUGCAAGUGAUUCAGAUUUCUCGGAACCAAGUAACCACAGUCGCAGCACCACUGCUUUCCUUUCCUCCCGAGGGCUGAGAGCUGACGAGCACUUCAACGAAAACAUGAAGUCUCCUCCUUUAGCUGCUCCUGGCUUCCUGAAGGAUUCCACUGAAUCUUCGUACCUAAGUAUCACACCAAAGCUGCAGAUACCAGAAUGCACAAGUGAUGAGCAAAGAGGGCAGGAGCUCACUCGACUGGAGGAGGAGCGCAUAGUAAUACUAAAUAACUUGGAAGAACUUGAACAGAAGAUCAAAGAUUUAAAUGACCAGAUGGAUGAAUCCUCGAGAGAGUUGGAUAUGGAAUGUGCCCUUUUGGAUGGGGAACAGAAAUCUGAAACAACAGAGCUGCUGAAAGAGAAGGAAAUAUUGGAUCAUCUAAACAGAAAGAUAGCUGAGCUGGAGAGAAAUGUUAUUGGUGAAAAGACAAAGGAAAAAUUAAAACUUGAUGCUGAGAGGGAAAAACUAGAGAGGCUUCAGGAGCUUUACUCCGAGCAGAAGACGCAGCUUGAUAAUUGCCCUGAGUCCAUGAGGGAACAAUUACAGCAGCAGCUGAAGAGGGAUGCUGAUCUAUUGGACAUAGAAAGCAAACACUUUGAAGAUUUGGAAUUUCAGCAGCUUGAACAUGAAAGCAGAUUAGAUGAAGAGAAAGAAAAUCUGACACAACAGCUCCUGCGUGAAGUAGCUGAAUAUCAGCGUAGCAUUGUCAGUAGAAAGGAAAAGAUUUCUGCUCUAAAAAAACAAGCUAAUCAUAUUGUCCAACAAGCACAAAGAGAACAAGAUCAUUUUGUAAAAGAGAAAAAUAACCUAAUAAUGAUGCUGCAAAGGGAAAAAGAGAAUCUCUGUAAUCUGGAAAAGAAAUAUUCCAUGCUUUCUGGAGGAAAGGGAUUUCCUGUAAGUCCCAAUAGUCUAAAAGAGGGCUAUAUCAGUGUAAGUGAAAUUAGUGAGCUGUAUGGCAAUUCCACGAAUAUAUCCCCUUCCACUCAGCCCCCCACAGAUGCUGACGCAGUUUCCACUGAGCCUUCCACGGCUGUGCUGACGAGCCAGCCACAAAAUAAAGAGCAUUUCAGAAAUCUGGAAGAGCGAAAGAAGCAGCACAGGGAAUGCAUGUACAUGAGUGAUACUUUGCCUCGCAAGAAAACAGCUCCGACUGUAUCACCACACUUCAACAGCGCUACUCUUGGACGAAGCGUUACAUCUAAAGGACAUUUACCAUUAGGACAGAGCAACAGCUGUGGCAGUGUGCUUCCUCACUGCUUGGCAACCAUGACCAAAGAGUCAGAAUCAAGAAGGAUGCACAAAGGGUAUAAUCAUCAACGUAUAUGUGAAAACCAAAGGCAGAAAUCUCCUGAAUUCUACAGCAGAACAGCAUCCGAAUCUAACGUGUAUUUGAAUAGCUUCCAUUACCCAGAUCGUAGCUACAAGGACCAUGCCUUUGAUACAUUAAGCUUGGACAGUUCUGACAGUAUGGAGACAAGCAUAUCAGCAUGUUCACCAGAUAACAUUUCCAGUGCUAGCACUUCAAAUGUUGCAAGAAUAGAAGAGAUGGAGAGACUUCUGAAACAAGCACAUGCUGAAAAGACUAGGCUGCUUGAAUCCAGGGAACGGGAGAUGGAAGCUAAAAAACGUGCUCUGGAAGAAGAGAAACGCCGCAGAGAGCAACUGGAAAAAAGAUUGGAAGAAGAAACUAGCCAGAGGCAAAAACUAAUUGAAAAAGAAGUCAAGAUACGUGAGAAACAAAGAGCACAGGCUCGUCCCUUGACUCGCUAUUUGCCCAUUAGAAAGGAAGACUUUGAUCUACGAAGUCACAUUGAAACAGCUGGUCACAACAUAGAGACCUGUUACCACGUCUCCCUCACAGAGAAGACCUGCCGAGGCUUUCUGAUUAAGAUGGGAGGGAAAAUUAAGACAUGGAAAAAACGAUGGUUUGUUUUUGACAGAAACAAGAGAACUUUUACAUACUAUGCAGACAAACAUGAAACUAAAUUAAAAGGUGUAAUUUAUUUUCAAGCUAUUGAAGAAGUCUAUUAUGAUCAUCUAAAGAAUGCAUAUAAGAGUCCCAACCCACUACUCACUUUCAGUGUUAAGACACACGACCGGAUAUACUAUAUGGUUGCUCCUACGCCAGAAGCCAUGAGGAUAUGGAUGGAUGUUAUUGUUACAGGCGCAGAAGGCUACACCCACUUCAUGUUAUAACAAAAUGGGGCAAUAGGGCAUACUGCAAUAACAGAACAUAUGAAGUUAGCCAUAUGUAGUAAAAUCUGAAAAGCUGCGUAAAAUACCAGUGAAUACUCUGAAAUAGCCUCCUUAUGAUAUGCACCCAAAACCUGAGAAUGAAAGUUUUAUAAAUGCAUUGAAAAGGGGGACCUUUUACUUAUUUUAAUUGAUCUUUAUCGAAGCAAAAGAGCUAAGGCUGUUGAGAAAAUCAUAGUGCUCCAAAAUGAAUAAUCAGGCAACUUAAAUUACGUCUUGAUUCAAUGAUAAUUUUGUACAAAUUCUCUUAUGUAGAGAACGUCUACAUAAAGUUUACAAAUGUGUGUGUUCUCAUCAGUAUGCAAAAAUCCUAGUAAUGGAACAAAAAAGUGUAAUAGCAUAUAUUUUAAUAUGCAGCAUUUGACAUUUAUAGAUGAUUAGGUAACUUUUUAAAACUUUUAGUCAAGUAUUUUAUAAAAAUAUAAAUAAAAAGCAGCCCUAAGGUACACACAAUUCAUGCCUUAGUAGCUAAGUAUUACAACAGAGCCAAAGAGUUACAUGACUCCCUUACUGUAAUGUUUCGAAGUGUUCGUUGUACUUAACUUUCUGUAAGGAGACAGUGCCAAAACUCUUCAUGAUUUUUAAAGUAAUUAAAUUUUACAAUAUUCUGUGUGUUUAAUCACACAGUGACACAAACUGUGUGUUUCAAGUCUGUAUUUAUGGAGCUCAAGAAAAAAGAGGACAGCUUUAUUAAGAUGGGAUUUAUCCACAAGGCUAUGAAACGGAAACACAUGUAUUAAUUUUGUCAUCAGGAGGACUUUUGUUUUUUAAUCCUCCACAUCGAAUAGAAUGAGCUGAUUCUGGAUCCUGCAGCAAUUUUAUUUUGUGUGGUCAGGUCCCAUCUAAUGUGGUUCUAAUCUUACUCUGUGCCAAGUGAAUGCUCUAUUGAAACCUUGCAAACUUUGGUCCCCAUGAAGCCAGCAUCAAAGUAUCUAAAUUCUUUGAAGCCAAGUUUCCAGCUCAGGAGAUUUUUUAAAAGCAUAUCUGCACAGAAUAAUGCUGCAGAUAGAAUCUGACAAACUCUUAAGAGUUUACACUAAGCAGUGUAUGAAUAAAAACCCUGAAACUAUUAAGUAGCAGGGGUUUAGGGACUCCUAAAACGAUGAAAAUAUGGAGGGUAUGGUGGUCUCCCAUUUUAGAAUCAAGAAUCACAUCCAAGUCCUUGAGUAAUAUUGCAAAACCUCAAUUAUUUAAUUGAACUGAACGUCAAGGAAGUCUCUUAUGCUCUGACUUUAAAGAGGUUCUAUUUCAGUAAUCAAAACUUGUGCCAUGUGGUUUGUGUAAUAAAAAAAAAGCACAUUAGGCUUUUUUUCUUGAUGGAAAGUUAGUGGCUUUUGAUGGAGCAAAUUAAAAACUGUUAAGCAGAAUAGAAGUAUGCUGGCAAAAUAUUUUUGUUAUCCUAUUUAAACCCUGUAUCUGUAACACAUGGGAUGAAUUCUUCUUUGUGGCAUACACAGGUGAUAUGGUUGCUCUAGCAUGACAUGGCAGUUUUGACUUGAAUCACAAAAGAAGGAAGGGUUACUGCAAGGUAAUUGGUAUCAUCUGUGCAGAUCACAGCUUGUAAUCUAAUGAUUUAAAACACUAUCAGAAAUGAACUGCUUUGUUUUAUAUAAUUAUUAUUUUUUUCCCGAUGUAUCUUGAUUUUAAUUCUAAGUAUGGUUAUAAAGGUUUUCUAAUCAUGAUUUUUGUAUCCUGCAUGAUGCGAUGAAGGCAUUUCAAUAAACAUUUUUAAAAAUAAACUUGUUUUAAACAUUCA
Molecule: messenger RNA, 6543 nt
Organism: Cygnus atratus (black swan)
Lineage: Eukaryota; Metazoa; Chordata; Aves; Anseriformes; Anatidae
Gene: PHLDB2
Product: pleckstrin homology like domain family B member 2
Exons: 19
Coding region: 897-4730 (1277 amino acids)
Biological process (GO): regulation of microtubule cytoskeleton organization
Cellular component (GO): basal cortex
Source: RefSeq, a predicted model, not a curated record